Talaromyces amestolkiae is the source of this 1593-nucleotide messenger RNA. RefSeq lists its product as uncharacterized. The record is from RefSeq and is a predicted model, not a curated record. NCBI's taxonomy places the organism in Eukaryota, Fungi, Ascomycota, Eurotiomycetes, Eurotiales, Trichocomaceae. The coding region runs from base 1 to 1593 and encodes 530 amino acids. The transcript is spliced from 2 exons.
AUGGCAACCACCGAGACCUCUCCAUUAUUACCGCAGUACCAGCGCCCUGCUGCCAACCCUGCGACUACGUCACCACGCUCAGAUCGUCGGACUGUGACUUUCAAUCCCCUCACUACCAUCAGUACUUACAAUGGCACAUCUCAAUCCGAUUCCAUCAUACAGCCGCUACAGGCUAGCUCGCCGCCUGUUCGUCAUACGUCUUUGAAUCCUGUUGGACAGCCCAUGCUGUCGGCACUGAACAGUAAACUGCGAAGACGUAAUAGUGCAGGUUCGCCUGUCACGGCGGCUGCUGGGACGAUACAUGCGCCGAAGAUUGGUCCUCAGAGAACGUCGAAGAACACACAGAAAUUGAAGCUUUUACCGGACCCGGUUACUGGUAAUGACGAGGAAGUCAUCGAUGAUGGAUUCCCGAGAGACGUAUAUACGCAAAUUAGUCGGAUUAAAGAACCUACGGCGCGAAGGGCAGCUGCGAGGUUGGGUAAAGCAGAUCGCGAUCGUUUACCUCGAGUAACGGCAUAUUGUACAGCGAAUUCAUAUCGUUUAGAGGGCGUCAUGCGGUUCCUCAAAUCCAGGGACAAGACUCGCGGCGCCAAUCCGAAGCUGUUUGAUGAAUGUGUCUAUUCGCCGUUCGACUAUCAAUAUGAAAAGAAACAAGCAGAACAACAAGCUCAGACUCGAAAUGGACAGCACACAGAAGGACCCAGUCAAUCUCAACAGCAACGACUACCAGGCGAACGUAGAUACUCAGACAGCGCAGUGGAGGUGGAAGAUCAUGGCAAAAAUAUACGAGAAGAUUUGAUUGAUUUCCGCGACGACGAAACGACUCGUCCACAGUCAACCAGCGACAUCAACAAAUCAGUAACACAAGACGAAGAAGGCUUAGACCUCGACACUACCGUACAUACACCAGAGGUAUUCCUUUUCGACUACGGCACCGUGGUAAUAUGGGGCAUGACGCCUACCGAAGAAACCAGAUUUCUAGCGGAUGUCGCCAAAUUUGCAACUGCCAUUCUCAGCACAGAAGAUCGACAAGUUGAAAACUUCAAUUUCUACUAUGCGCGCGAUUACCAAGCACGAAUUUACAACGACUUCAUCUCCCUGCGAGACCCGCGCAAUCAUAUGAUCAAACUCGCUAUAUCCCACGCUUUGUCACAAUCUGUAAAGACAUCUCUAUUCGAAGACCUUGUCUCCGAGACUAUUGCAGCUACAGCCCCGUUUCCCGCCCAGAUCGCCAAAACGGGGAGUGUCAACAUGACGCGGAAACAAAUCAACAUGCAGAUUGGCGAGCUAUUUAUCCUACGAAUCAACAUUCAUUUACAGGGCUCUGUGCUGGAUAGUCCGGAGCUGAUGUGGGCAGAACCGCAGCUAGAGCCUGUGUACCAAGCUGUGCGUACAUACCUCGAAAUGGAUCAGAGGGUGGGACUGCUCACCGAGCGGUUGGAUGUUAUUGCGGAUUUGUUGGCAGUAUUGAAGGAUCAGUUGAGUCAUCGGCAUGGUGAAUAUUUGGAGUGGAUUGUUAUUGUCCUGAUCGCUGCCGAAAUCCUGGUUGCCGCUAUCAACAUUAUAGUUGAUUUGUAUGCUGGUGUGGAGUAA